Saccharomyces mikatae IFO 1815 is the source of this 1290-nucleotide messenger RNA. It is a transcript of the gene UBX7, whose product is annotated as Ubx7p. The coding region runs from base 1 to 1290 and encodes 429 amino acids. The transcript has a single exon. Gene Ontology annotation, molecular function: protein binding. Lineage: Eukaryota; Fungi; Ascomycota; Saccharomycetes; Saccharomycetales; Saccharomycetaceae. The record is from RefSeq and is a predicted model, not a curated record.
AUGUUAGAGGCACUAUUUAGGAAUUCUGUGGAAGAAGCCGUGAACGACUCCAUUAAGCAGGGUGUUCUCAUGGCCGUUUACAGCACUGAAGGGGAUGAUCAAUGGUUGGAAAGUUGGUUCAAGGAAGAUGACGUCGCAUUGGAUGCUUUAGCGGAACAUAGUAUUUGGUUGAAAUUGGUUAAAGGUAGUGUGCAGUUCCAGUUAUUUGAGCAAGUGUUUCCUAAUGUGGUCGUACCCAGUGUGUACUUGAUACGUGCUGGGAAGAUAGAAUUGAUAAUUCAAGGCAAGAAUGACCGACAUUGGGAGAAACUGUUGGCGUGCUUGGGCGUCAAAAAUAAGAAGUCUGAUGAGAUCUUGUCCAGGCAAACCAAUCCAGGUUUGGCCAAAGAAACAGAGUCCCCCAAAAAUGCUCCAAAGAAAAAUGCAAGGGAAAGGGUUGCGGAGACCACCCUAGAGAUCCAACGCAGGGAACAACUAAAACAGAGGAAGUUAGCUGAAGAAGAAAGAGAAAGAAUUAUAAGACUUGUCAGGGCAGAUCGUGCAGAAAGAAAAGCCCUAGAUGAAACGCAUCACCGGACUCUUGAUGAUCAAAAGCCAUUGGAUGUUCAUGAUAACAUAAAGGACAUACGGAAAUUACACAGCAGCAAGUGUAUCCUGCAGAUUAGAAUGACUGAUGGUAAAACUGUGAAACAUGAGUUUGACUCAUCAGAAACAUUAAAUUACGUUAGAAAAUGGGUGGAUCUCAACAGGACCGAUGGAGAUUGCCCGUAUUCAUUUCAUAGGAGCAUUCCUAGAGUGACGUUUAAGGAUUCCGAUGAGCUGAAGACGCUAGAAGCGUUGGAGCUAACCCCUAGGUCAGCCUUGUUACUUAAGCCACUGGACAGUCCAAAUUCUAAGCUAGUUGUGACUGGGAUGGAAGGACCAGGCCUUUUAGAUCGUCUCUAUAAGGGUUUCUCUACAUGGUGGCGUAGUAAUGGAGAGCAUGAAAUAACAUCGCAACAAGAGGGAACACAUGAGACUAAUCAUCACGAAAUCAGAUCCUCUCCACCAGGCCGCUUUCAACACGUUAACGUUCGGGAAUCUGUUCAAUCUCCUGAGAAUUCAUCACCUAUGCUGACACCUAGUGUAACAAGAUACCCAUCAGAAGGUAAUUUAAUUACAUCGCGUUCUGUAUCACCAAAUGUUUUUCAAUUUGUUAACAAUGAUCAUCAAGAUGAUCCUGAAGAUCCAAAGACCUUUAAUGGCAACAACGUUCAUUUAGAAAAGAACAAAGACGAAGAUAAAGAUUAA